UUGCCAACCGCUAGCCUUUCUGGAUUACACAUCCUAGCUUUAAGACCAUGAAGUACAGGAGAGCAGGUUUCCUUUAAAAACGAUCAUGAAAGCAGUUGUCUUGGCAGACUGCUGUAGGCAUACAGACUGUUGAUGUGUGGGAGGGAGGAUGACAGCGGCUCGCUGUGGCAGUUCACCGCAGUGGAGAGGGAUAUUUCCACCGGAGAAUCUAAACAAAACACUUGUGAUGAAAAUUAUUUACCUGUAAAAUAUGGCUGUCGUUCAAAGGAGUAACAUGCGAGCAAGGGAGGACAGAGAGAUCUAAUUAUUUUAAAGCGAGAUCCUCCAAGUCAUCAAGAACUUUCGUCAUCAUCACCAACAUGUUGGACAACUGAUGCUGGAUCUCCUCUCCCGCCGCGCCAUCCAAAUCGAGUCCCCGGUCUGUAGGCCUGUCUUUCAUCCUGAACACAGUACAUCAUAUUAUAGAGCACACUGACUCUGUUAAAGGAGGCCUAAUUGUAAGAGUUCCCAGUCCAAGAGAGGGACUAUGGGUUCAAAAGGAGCAGAGAGGCGUAAACAGACCACCCCUGGUCAGACCCCAGAGGGCAAUGUGGUGAUGAGCUUCAGUUUUGAGAGCUACCAGCUGGAGGAAGAGGACUGUCAUGUUAAAGAUAUCUCAGACAAAGGGGUGCUGGCCCUUUCAGAACCUGCCUUUGAAGAAACCAUCCCAGAUGAUCGCUACCACGGGAUCUAUUUUGCCAUGCUCCUGGCUGGAGUGGGCUUCCUGCUGCCUUACAAUAGCUUCAUUACAGAUGUGGACUACCUGCAUCAUAAGUUUGAGGGAACAUCUAUCGUGUUUGACAUGGGUUUAACCUACAUUCUUGUGGCCCUUGUGGCCGUGAUCUUGAACAAUGUCCUGGUGGAGAUGCUGAGCCUGCAUACCAGGAUCACUGUGGGUUACUUUUUUGCACUUGGACCUCUGCUUUUUGUCACCAUCUUUGAUGUGUGGCUGGAGAAGUUCACCACAAAACAGGCAUAUGUCAUCAAUCUGAUUUCAGUGGGUAUUGUGGCAUUUGGAUGCACAGUGCAGCAGUCUAGUUUCUAUGGAUACAUGGGGAUGCUUCCCAAACACUACACACAGGGAGUGAUGACUGGAGAGAGCACGGCAGGAGUAAUUAUUUCACUUAGUCGAAUCUUCACCAAACUAAUGAUCAAAAACGAGAGAAAAAACACCAUCAUCUUCUUCCUCAUUUCCAUCUGUAUGGUGUUGAAGUGCUUCAUCCUGCACAUGCUGGUGCAAAGGACACGUUUUGUCCAGUAUUACACUAGUCUGACACGCCAGGGCCUCUCUCAUUCCAAAGACCAUGGAACCCAGUACCUGGUGCACCAUGAUGUCAUCACAGAAGAAGUAAGAUUUGGCAAUGGUGCAGUGGGCGCUUCUCCAGCUGAAGAUGGCUGCACAGAGUUUGCUGGUGGUAACACUUACGUGAGGUUUGACGUGCCCAAACUAAAGAUUGACAGGAGCUGGCCAGGCAUAAAAAAUAUGAUCCUGCAUCGUUAUGUGGUUGCAAGGGUAAUCUGGACCUACAUGUUGUCCAUUGCCGUCACUUAUUUCAUCACCCUGUGUCUUUUUCCUGGACUGGAGUCUGAGAUCAGGAAUGUCACGCUGGGGGAAUGGCUGCCCAUCCUUAUCAUGGCCAUCUUCAACAUAUCUGACUUUGUAGGCAAAAUCUUGGCAGCUGUGCCGUAUGAUUGGGAUGGAACUCGUCUUCUCUUCUGCUCUUGUGUGCGUGUAGUCUUCAUCCCUCUCUUCAUCAUGUGUGUUUACCCCACUCAGAAACCCACAUUUAGCCACCCAGCAUGGCCUUGCAUCUUCUCCCUCCUCAUGGGCAUCACUAAUGGCUACUUUGGCAGUGUUCCCAUGAUUCAUGCUGCAGGCAAGGUGGCACCUGAGCAGCGGGAACUAGCAGGGAACAUAAUGACUGUGUCCUACAUGUCUGGACUGAUGUUGGGCUCUGUGGUUGCUUAUGCUGCCUACAGUUUCACUGCUCCAGGCUCCAGCCUCCAUUCAGAGACUGGCUACAAUUUCACCCAGGGGUACUAGUGCCCUAUUCCAAACCAAAAAAAAAAAGAAAAAGAGGGAGAAAAACCGCUCAGUUCCUAUCAUCAAUCUCAUCAGAUGGCAUUACUUGCCACUGUGUAAUCAUUCUGCAGUCCCCACAAAUCAGACCUCUGCUGCAGGCUUUCUUUGGCCUGCCUGCAAUGCUGUGUGCCUCUGAAUGUAGUCAAAUGGAUGAAGAAACAAGCUCCGACACUAUAAUGACAUACAUGUGUGCUUAGUUGUGUUGCCUUUUCUUGUUCUCUGAGAGUUUUCUUCAAGCUGCAAAAUGUUAUUUGAUUGUGUUUUCUGUAAGAGGCCAAAUGUAAACUGUGUGGUAAUAAAGCUAGUAGCACUGUGAAUAA
Molecule: messenger RNA, 2442 nt
Organism: Myxocyprinus asiaticus (Chinese sucker)
Lineage: Eukaryota; Metazoa; Chordata; Actinopteri; Cypriniformes; Catostomidae
Product: equilibrative nucleoside transporter 4-like
Exons: 12
Coding region: 527-2083 (518 amino acids)
Biological process (GO): nucleoside transmembrane transport
Cellular component (GO): plasma membrane
Molecular function (GO): nucleoside transmembrane transporter activity; monoamine transmembrane transporter activity
Source: RefSeq, a predicted model, not a curated record